This is a messenger RNA of Nakaseomyces glabratus, 1929 nucleotides long. RefSeq names its product C2H2-type zinc finger protein. The record is from RefSeq and is a predicted model, not a curated record. Gene Ontology annotation, biological process: regulation of transcription by RNA polymerase II. Lineage: Eukaryota; Fungi; Ascomycota; Saccharomycetes; Saccharomycetales; Saccharomycetaceae. Gene Ontology annotation, molecular function: DNA-binding transcription factor activity, RNA polymerase II-specific; RNA polymerase II cis-regulatory region sequence-specific DNA binding.
AUGACAGACCAUCCAGAAAGUGGUGAAAAUUAUCCACCCAAUAACUUUGAAGUGCGACAACGAGACAUACCUACUAUUAGAGUGAGAAAUCAAAUGUUUUUCAAUCAACAACCAUACAUAAAUAAGCCAUUAGCAAACAACAACAAUACUCCCUACGGUAAGAACAGUACUAGUGGAAUUAGUUCAACGAAUAACUAUGCCAAGCUAGAUGACCCGAAUAAUAAUUUUUUUAAUUUUGAUAGUUCUCUUAAUCCAGCUUCAGUCUUUAAUCCAGUGGAUAAUAAAAAUGUUAGAACCAGUUUUGUCAAUCCACAAAUAGAUUCCAUGGCGCAAUACUACUCACAGAAGCCAGGUGGUGGUUCUGUUGGACAGGGCGUAAUGGGACCUACAAAUAGUCAAUAUCUAUAUCAACAGGGAACUAAGGAGAAUACUGUUGGAGGAUUAAAAUCAAAAAAUGCGAGUUCAGAGUCAUAUCCUCAAAAUCAAGCUCAUCAGCAAACUGCUACUCAUCAACAACAGCAGCAGCAGCAACCUCAACAGCAGUUCAGGCCUUACACGAACAGUGUCAGCACUGGGUAUGAAAACAUUAUGAACCCACUGAUCCAAAAAAACGUAAAUAGCGAUCGAAAUUUUUAUGGUGCUGGUGCAAACGCUACGACGCCAUAUUCGACAUAUGGAUAUAACACACAAAGGAAAUCCUCAUUACAGUUUGAUCAAUCUAAUGAUUUUGCACAUGAUAAUAAGAAUUAUCGUCAGCAACUUCCAAUAGAGGGACACAGUCUACCGGCUGGGUCACAAAAUAAUAGCAUUAACAGCAGCAACAAUAAUUUGAUUUUUAAAGAUGGCAUGUACACAACGAGCGAACAGUUAAAUCCAGAAUAUUUUGACAGCAGCCAAUUUAAUCCACAGAAUCUGAAACCUUAUAUUGAGGCCAGUGGACUACCCUUGGCGACUGCACGGUAUAAUGACGAGGUUGGUUUAGGGAAGCGGACAUCUACUCUUUCAAAUGAGGCUGUACAAGCAAUGGCUCAGAAGAAUGGGCCACUUGAUGUUGCCAGGCAUAGCAAAAGUCAAUCAGUGCCAGGUAAAAUAGACAGCUUCAAUAGAGUUGGUGUUACUGACCGUGAACUUCAACCUCAGAAAGAUCCUAAUGAGAGUUCGAGUCCCAAAUUGGGUGCCACCUCAAUUGAUAAAUUGAUGUUGAUUAUAGAAGCAAGACAAAAGGGAUUCAUGGGCCAAGUACCAACAACUCAGGACGGUGAUUUGUUAAUAGAUGAUGAUGCUUCAAAGAGUAUUUUACUUCCAAAUGCUGCUCAACUUGUGGGCGGUGUUCCAAAGCCAGAAGGUCGGUACACCAAACACAUAAAGAAGCCAGAAGACUCAAAUAAUCCAGAUAAACCCGCUAAGCCAAGAAAGAAAAGGCCAAAGGUUAAAAAAUAUCAAUGUGCGUACUGUAGUAAAAUGUUUUCGCAAUCGACGCAUCUUGACGUUCAUAUAAAAGCCCACAUGGGAUAUAAACCUUUUGAGUGUGAAUUUUGUGGUAAAAGAUUUACUCAAGCCGGUAAUCUACGUACACACAGACGGCUACACACAGGUGAAAGGCCAUUUAAGUGUGAUAAAUGUGAUAAAACGUUUGCCAGAAGGGGAAACCUAACUGCUCAUGAAUUUACGCAUGAAUCCAUCAAGCCAUAUAUUUGCAGGCUUGAUAAUUGCUUCAAAAGGUUCUCGCAACUGGGAAACAUGAAAUCACAUCAAAAUAAGUACCACCCACAAACGAUCAAAGAACUAACACAAAAGCUUGCUUUAUUGGAUCCUGAUCCGACUAAGAACAACAUCUCUCAAAAUGAGAUGGAGCUUUUAUCAUAUUUUGCAUCGCUUUACAAAUAUUCAAACAAAGGUAUCAAGGGUAGGGGUAAAUCAUCAAAUUAA